This is a messenger RNA of Macadamia integrifolia, 2895 nucleotides long. RefSeq names its product pentatricopeptide repeat-containing protein At1g32415, mitochondrial. Gene Ontology annotation, molecular function: RNA binding; protein binding. NCBI's taxonomy places the organism in Eukaryota, Viridiplantae, Streptophyta, Magnoliopsida, Proteales, Proteaceae. The record is from RefSeq and is a predicted model, not a curated record. Gene Ontology annotation, biological process: RNA modification. The transcript has 2 exons. Bases 287 to 2323 code for a protein of 678 amino acids.
GAAGGGGAAAAGAUACAUAGAACUUUCUAAUCUACAUUAAAGAAAUAAUGUGAGUGUCAUUCUCUAACUGCCAUUUUUAUUCUAUGCCCGUUGCUGGGAUUUGGAACUUCAAUACCAUUCCUGAACUUCCCAAAAGUGUCAUCGUUCCCUACAUGCUGGCUUUAUUAAACACCAGCUUACAGUUCCGGCUGUUCAUCACCACAAGUCUGAGAGUAGUGAUUCUGAACUUCUCUUCCAGUACCUCUAUGAAAGGAAACUGGAAGCAGCACGGUUCCUGCUUGAAAGAAUGCUUCAAACAGGCAGUAGUCAUGGGGUUGUUAGCUGGACUUCAAUGCUCUCUAAAUUUGCUAAAGAAGGUUUCAUUGAUGAAGCUGAAGCACUCUUCGAAGUCAUGCCGGAAAGGAACCUUGUCACUUAUAAUGCAAUGCUGUCUGCGUAUGUGCAUUCUGGUAGGGUAGCUGAUGCUUGUCGGUUCUUUGAAGGAAUGCCUGAAAGAAAUGUAGUGUCUUGGACUUCCUUGCUGUGUGGGUUAACACAUUGUGGAAGAAUCGCUGUUGCUAAAAAAUUGUUUAAUGUUAUGCCUGAUAAGAAUGUAGUCACUUGGAAUUCAAUGAUCACAGGUUUGAUCAGAAGUGGUGACCUAGUGGAGGCUCGAAGAAUGUUUGAUAUGAUGCCGAUUAGAAAUCAGGUUUCUUGGAAUGUAAUGAUCGCAGGUUAUGCAGAAAACUGUAGAAUGGAAGAAGCGAGAAUUCUGUUUGAUGCAAUGCCAGAUCGUAAUGUUGUCACUUGGACUACUUUAGCUGCUGGUUAUUGUAGAGCUGGUGAUCUUCAUAAGGGAUAUUACAUUUUUCAGAGAAUGCCUGAGAGGAAUGUCGUCUCUUGGACAGCCAUGAUAGGAGGGUUUGCUUGGAAUGGUUUCUAUAAGGAGGCAUUGUUGCUUUUCCUUGAAAUGAGAACUUCUCAAGACAUGAAACCAAAUGAAGAGACGUUCAUUUCGCUGAUCUAUGCCUGUUCAGGUGUUGGUUUUCCUCGGCUUGGUAAGCAGGUACAUGCUCACCUAAUUUUGAAUGGGUUUGACUGUGAUGACUAUGAUGGGCGGCUGUCGAAGAGCUUAAUUCACAUGUACUCUGGGUUUGGUAUGAUGGAUUUUGCAGAUCAUAGUUUCACCAAGAACUCAAACAACUAUACUAUUCAGUCUUACAAUUCUAUGAUAAAUGGUUUCAUUCGCAUUGGAGAGUUGCGGAGAGCCCAAUACUUAUUUGACACCAUGCCUUAUCGAGAUGAGAUAUCAUGGACUUCUAUGAUCACUGGUUAUUUUAGUGCUGGCAAUGUAUCAGAGGCAUGUUGUCUAUUUAGCAAAAUGCCCAGGAGAGAUGCCGUUACAUGGACAGUAAUGAUAUCAGGGCACAUCCAGAAUGAACUCUUUGCUGAGGCUAUCUUCAUAUUCUCAGAAAUGCGUGUUAAUGGGGUAACGCCUCUAGAUUCCACAUAUUCCUCUCUUCUUGGAGCUGCAGGUGCAAUGGCUUAUCUUGAUCAGGGCAAGCAGUUACAUGGUAUGGUGAUGAAAACACAAUACAAGCUGGAUACAAUCCUUGAGAAUUCUUUGAUUUCAAUGUAUGCAAAAUGUGGAGAGAUUGAUACUGCACAUCAUAUAUUUUCUGACAUGACAUCCCGUGAUAUUGUUACUUGGAAUACAAUGAUUGUGGGGUUUUCACAUCAUGGGCUAGCUAACAAGGCUCUGAAGCUCUUUGAAGUAAUGCAAGAUUCAGGGACUUGCCCAAACUCUGUUACAUUCUUGGGUAUUCUAUCAGCAUGUAGCCAUGCUGGCAUGGUUGAUCGAGGUUUGGAGGUUUUUGAUUCAAUGAGUAAGGAGCACUCAAUUCAGCCAGGGGUGGAACAUUAUGUAUCUAUGAUUGACCUAUUGGGUCGAGCAGGUAAAGUUGAGGAAGCAGAGGAGCUUGUCUUGCGUCUACCUUUUGAGCCAGGUCUUGAAGUUUGGGGGGCACUGCUUGGUAUAUGUGGGCUUGGCAAGAUGAACCCAGCAGUUGCUAUACGUGCUGCUGAACAGGUCCUUCAGCUUGACCCAUUUAAUGCCCCGGCCCAUGUAUUGCUUUGCAACAUAUAUGCAUCUAUUGGUAUGCAAUGUGAAGAGGGAAUGCUGAGAAAAACAAUAGGAAAAAAGGGGAUAAGAAAAGUUCCUGGGUGCAGUUGGAUAAUGGUAACGGGAGAAGUUAACAUUUUCUUGUCUGGGGACAAAUCACAUACACAGUCUGAUGAGAUAUAUUCUCUCUUGGCUGGUGAUCAUUUGAGAAGCAAAGUUUAGUUGGAGGAAGAGUAUGAAGGGAUGUUAAGGCAACAGUGGUAGCUUUGUUCUUGGUUGAUUAAAUCCGGGAUGAAGGGUAUUUGCUCUUUGCCUCAUGCUGCUAUUUCUCAAUAGCAUAUUUUUCUAAAAAGGUCCAUAUCCAUAAUUUCCUGGGUUAUAUAUGCAUUCCACUAUUAGAUCUGCUUUGGGAGUUGCCCCAAUUCAGGAUAAGCUCCGAGAAAGUUGUUUGAGGUCGUAUGGCCAUGUUCAAAGGAGGUCUGUGGAUUCACCAGAAGGAGUGUUCUGAUUCAGAUUGAAGAAGCUAAAAGAGUUAGGGGCAGGCCUAAAAUGACCAUAGGAGAAAUAGAAAGGAAAUACAUGCAUAGUUUAGGUCUUGCCCCCAAGUAUGACCUCGAAUAGAUCUGAUUGGAGGGCAAGGAUCCAUGUACUUCACCCCAUUUAGACGAUCUUCUUCCUUUGGUUUGCUUUAUCCGGAUGGCUAUUUCAGUUCAUGAUUUUUGCAACAUUGGUAUUGCCCUUUGCUGCUCCUCUUCUAAUUGGAACUGUUGCAAAUAAUUUCGUAAUCCAGGUAU